GAAAAAAUGGCCAUCAAAUUCAAUCCCAUCCAUGGGACUCUCUUAGUGGUGAUUGCCACCAUUCUCCUCUAUUUCUCUGAUGCACAGGAUUGUCCGAAAAAGGUUACCUUUGGCGGUUGGAAGCCCAUAACCAAUUUAACGGAUCCUGAGGUGGUGGAAAUAGGAAAAUUUGUAAUGGAUGAGCAUAAUAAAGAGGCGAAGACAAAACUAGAAUUUCAAGAAAUAAUAAAAGGAGAAAGCCAAGCUGUUGUUGGAAAAAAUUAUCGACUGGUCAUCAAUGCUAAGGAUUGUGACUCGCUCCAUAACUACUUGGCAGUGGUGUGGGACCUACCAUGGCAGAAAAUUAGGAAGCUUACUUCUUUUGAAGAAUAUAAUGUAGCCUAGAAAAUGAAGAACAAAAAUGCACUUUUAUGUAAAAUUAGUUGAUAAAACUAAAGACGUUAAAUCUAAAGGAAAUAUCUAAUCUUCAAAAGAAAUCUAAUGUAAUCUAUGAAAGUUCAUACAAGUAUAAUCCUCCUAUGGAUAAGUAAAAGCUAAUCUUUUGUUUCAAUCAUAAUCAUCUUUGGUUUUCA
Molecule: messenger RNA, 572 nt
Organism: Capsicum annuum
Lineage: Eukaryota; Viridiplantae; Streptophyta; Magnoliopsida; Solanales; Solanaceae
Product: cysteine proteinase inhibitor 5-like
Exons: 1
Coding region: 7-384 (125 amino acids)
Molecular function (GO): cysteine-type endopeptidase inhibitor activity
Source: RefSeq, a predicted model, not a curated record